This is a messenger RNA of Topomyia yanbarensis, 1634 nucleotides long. RefSeq names its product homeobox protein bagpipe (gene bap). The transcript is spliced from 3 exons. Gene Ontology annotation, biological process: regulation of transcription by RNA polymerase II; cell differentiation. The record is from RefSeq and is a predicted model, not a curated record. Bases 146 to 1465 code for a protein of 439 amino acids. Gene Ontology annotation, cellular component: nucleus. NCBI's taxonomy places the organism in Eukaryota, Metazoa, Arthropoda, Insecta, Diptera, Culicidae. Gene Ontology annotation, molecular function: RNA polymerase II cis-regulatory region sequence-specific DNA binding; DNA-binding transcription factor activity, RNA polymerase II-specific.
UAAGUGCGGUCGUGUUUUUGUUGCUUCAUCUUGCUGAAAGGUGACUAGUGCUCUACGGGUUAACUACUACUGGUGGAUGAGUUGAUACCCGCCACCGAAAGGGGUUAGUCGUUUUGUAUUCGCUGGAGCAUCCGGACGUGCCGAGAUGAGUUUGCAAACGUCAACGGCGAAAUCGAUCGCCUCGACUCCGUUUUCAAUCAAUGACAUUCUGACGAGGUCGCGACGUGCUGGUGAAAGUGACCGCCGAAGCUCGGUGGAAUCCUCCGGAAAUGAGGAAGAACUUAGUGAAUUUGCUAGAAUGAAGUACUAUAAAAGUGGUCCACGCUCGGGUUCAGAUCAUGCGGAAUUCUAUGGAAAACUGAACAUGGCUGCCUACUAUCAUAACAACAAUAAUAGUGGGUUUAAUUUGGCAAACCUACACCCGUCUCUACGACGAGGAUCGCUGGACUGUUUCAUGGUUCCGGCGGAACAUGGCGAGCAACAUUUGGGCUCUCGCUGUCACAGUGAGGUUCGCGAGUGUCAAGCGGAACGGUACGAGAAGAGGUCCGGUGGAAGUGAGGCGGACGAAUGUUACCGGAUGAAAACCGGUCGAAGCGAUAGUCCCUUGGAUAUGAGGCGCUCGGUGGAGAACGAUUCAGAUUGCGACUCCCCCUCGCCGUACGGUCCCCUAUCUUCGCUACACAACGGUGCCCUCGUUGCAGAUGACCUACCAGCAACCGCAACCCGCAAAAAACGAUCCCGUGCCGCAUUCAGUCACGCUCAGGUGUUCGAGCUAGAACGCCGCUUUGCCCAGCAGCGCUACCUCUCCGGACCAGAACGUUCCGAACUGGCAAAAAGUUUGCGACUCACCGAAACGCAGGUAAAAAUAUGGUUCCAAAACCGACGGUACAAAACCAAACGGAAGCAGAUCCAGCAGCACGAAGCUGCCCUGCUGAACGCCACCAAACGUGUCCCCGUUCAGGUGCUGGUUCGAGAAGAUGGCAGCUACGGAGCGGCCGCGGUACUGGCCGGUCAACCGCACUACGCUUCCGGACUGGAUCCCGCUCUAUUAAACGUUUAUCGACAUCAGAUUCAAAUGGCCUACGGGAUGCCAGUUCCACCGAUGCCGUUCUCCUACUUCUACCCGUCGAAGCUGCCGGGCGCGAUUCCGGCUAUGGCUGCUGCUGCUGCAGUAGCAUCCAAGCAACCGCUGAACUUCUCAACCCGUUCGCCGAUAGAGAUGGUCAUCGAAGGAGGUCACGAUCACCGACCGUCCGCUAACGGGACAACUUCUUCCCCGAUAAGGACGACAACGGUCAGAGAUUCGACGAAAAGUGAUGAGGAAACGAUGUUUGCCGCCGGAGAUCGGAAAGUGGUGACGGAUCGUGGUUUCGAUGAAGCGGGACGGGAACGGUGCAACAGUCGGGAUUGUGAGAUGUUGUCGGUGGGCGAAGGCGAGGAAAGUGAGAAUGUGGAAAUUGAUUGAAGGAAUUGUGGCGGUCGAGGAUCAGUGUAAAUAUUCGGGGGAAGAAACGAGCUAAACAAACCAAAGAAAUCAAAGUACUUUACCAGUAAACCGGUAGUUUAAAUUAAUUGUACAUAAAUCGUAAGUUUAAGGCGACACUUGAAGCUUCGAGCGAGCGUAUAUAAUGUUU